GCUGACUAGGGAAUGCAAGUAUCCUUCACCAUAAACUUUGAAUGUUUCAGGUAACAACCACAGAUGGCCAGUGGCAGCGUCAGUGCGGCUUCCUCGGUUACACAUCGCUGAAAAGUUCUGAACAAGCACUGCAGGAUUUGUGUUCAGUUACAAUGACUGUCUUUAGCAUACUCUUGAAUAUGCUUCCGGAGCAGAGAUGCAGGCAAAGUGAUAUGACUAGGGAAGACAGGCUAGUCCUGUUCCUGAUGAAGUUAAAGCUUGGAAUCAGUUUUACGGCGCUUGCAUCACUGUUUGGUGUGUGCAGGACGACUGCUGCACGGGCUUUUAAGACCACGCUAGACAUUUUAAGCUUCACCUUACAUGAUUGGGUCUAUGUUCCACCACGAGGCGCCAUCAGGGACACAAUGCCAGAUUCAUUCAAAACACACCAUCCGAAGUGCACGUUCAUCAUAGACUGCAUGGAGAUUAGAACUGAAGCUCCAACAGAUGCCGAGCAGCAACACUUCUUGUACUCACACUACAAAGGUUCUUACACGCUUAAGUUUCUUGUCUGCAUUAUACCAAAUGGCAUGGUUGCAUUCCUUUCUCAAGCAUACGGCGGCCGCCAUAGUGAUGCCUUCAUCACCCGUGAAUCUGGCUUUCUGUCCCUGAUCGAGCCUGGUGAUGUGAUCCUUAGUGAUAAGGGCUUCCCAAGCAUCACAACAAGUAUUGAAGGUUGUGGUGCAGUUAUUGUGAUGCCACCAUUUUCAUGUGGAUCCCAACUUUCUGAGGCCGAAAUGGAAAGAACUUAUCAAGUAGCCCAAGUUCGCAUCCACGUGGAACGGGUCAUUCAAAGACUGAAGAUAUUCAAUGUUCUGAACAACCGAGUGCCAAUCACGUUAAUACCACACAUGUCCAAAAUUAUGAGAGUGUGUGGAGCACUUGUAAAUUUGCAAAGUCCAAUAAUAAAAACGUGAACGGCCAAGCAAAACAUGGCCAUUCCCUGUAGUUGGUGCACCUCUCUUGCUGUCUCCAAUGUGCUAAGUUAAACACAACCCUCUUGAGGCCAAAAGCAGAGAAUUAAACGCUUUAUUACAACUAUGUACAGGAGCUAUCACACAUGCCGAAACGAAUAUGCACAUUAAGAAACACAAACAUUUUGUGGCUGAAGACACGGUAACAGUUUAGUGAAAAAGAAAUGCUCCAACUUUGCGAUCAGGGGCAAAAGGAACUCGUCAUCCCUGUUAAUAUAGAGGUACACACUUUGCACAGAGCUGUACACGUACAAGAUCGCCUUGCUCAAGUUCAUUAUAUACAUCUGGACCUGGAUUUGAGUGAAGUAUUCGUGAGACUUUUUCAGGGUGAGCUUGUCAUCGACGUAUGUUAGGUAUUUGACAAAGGACACCUUUCCUGCUUCGUCCACUACAGGCAAGCCCUCUCUCGAAUAUGGACACUUAAUUUCUGUCACGACGGUCUCCCCGUUGAUGCAGACCAAGCCAUCUGGGCUGCAGCAUAGCCAUGGUUGGUACGGGAGAACUACCAGUCCAGUCUGCAAAAAUUGCAGCCAUUCAUGUCAUUCAAACACAACAAGCUUGAAAGAAAACUAUUACCUCAAAGAUCUUUGUAGAUAACAGCGCCUCAAGUGCUUUCCGUGCAACGCUUUCAUUGCGUGUGCCUGAAGAACAAAAAUUGGAAGGGGCAUAUCAGGAACACAGACUGCAAAACCUGAAAAUGAUGACAGACAGGAACAUACCGUAUGAGGUAGCCCGACUUGUGAACUUUUUUUGCGAAAGCAUCCUGUUUACUAGGCUUUCAAAGUCCCUUUUCCUAAUCCACACACCAUGUGCCUUGGUGCUUGAUAUGCGGAAUUUUCGCUCAGCAUUCCAACUGCAGUAGGAAAUCAACAAUGAGCAAAGGAUAACAAUUCUGUUUUGCCGCCUUCAACACAAACACUUGUCUUGUCAUAUGCAAAUAAUUUGUAAGCUUACCGUGGGGACUUGCUUUGCCCUGUAGUUUUCACUGCAACGCUCAUGGGGUCCUCAUGCAACGCAAUGUUUGCUUCGAAGAAGUUCGUGGCCUCCUUUGACAGACUCUGCAGUAAACUUGCCGAUACAAAGCUUCCCCCUGGCAUGGUUGUUGGGUUGUCGUGGUGGAACAGUGACCUGGUAGCUUUCGUGACACUGAGAAGAGUAGAAAGCGUUUCCUCCUCCUCCCUCAUGACCACAGCGUCCAAAAUUCCAUCAAGCACUUCUUGGCAAUCCCAUUGAAUCGCACCCUUUGCCUCAGACUCAAUAACCACAGUAAGCGAGCAAGUAAACCCAGGGUACGCCUUGAGGACAUCUGCUGGUGUCUUCCUCUUUCGGGCCCGGUUAUGGUUGGUUGAUUCAGCUGUGCGUACAAAAAAGAAGGAAGUUGAGAGAAUCACCACCUUAGUUACAGUUGGGUGAUAGUCAUGGCCGACAGAGCAUUUUCUCUUCAGAGAAAGGUAAAACGUCAGUACAGGAAACAUACAGAAUGCAGAUGAAUGAUCAUUGGGUCAGCAACCAAUGAUCAGUGAUGCAGGCAGCCACAUCAGCAGCGCUCAGCAGAGACGACAGGAGUAGCCUCAUCAGCUCUAAAACCACAACAAGACAGACUUAAACGAACAGCGUCGAACAGGGCCGUUCGUGCGCGUCAUAUAUCCGAAUU
Molecule: messenger RNA, 2667 nt
Organism: Ornithodoros turicata
Lineage: Eukaryota; Metazoa; Arthropoda; Arachnida; Ixodida; Argasidae
Exons: 1
Coding region: 42-956 (304 amino acids)
Source: RefSeq, a predicted model, not a curated record